Molecule: messenger RNA, 2603 nt
Organism: Anopheles stephensi (Asian malaria mosquito)
Lineage: Eukaryota; Metazoa; Arthropoda; Insecta; Diptera; Culicidae
Gene: Ero1L
Product: ero1-like protein
Exons: 5
Coding region: 566-2032 (488 amino acids)
Biological process (GO): protein folding in endoplasmic reticulum
Cellular component (GO): endoplasmic reticulum; endoplasmic reticulum membrane
Molecular function (GO): thiol oxidase activity; FAD binding; protein-disulfide reductase activity
Source: RefSeq, a predicted model, not a curated record
AUCAGCUGUUUGCUGUGAAUGUGCGUCGUUUAUUGAAUAGGGGUGUGCAGGGUGUAGUUUUUGACAGCUGCGCGUGGUGUUGACGUGUUGAUUUGUGGGUGGGUCGAAAGGGGUAACUUUCCCAGCUGAAAAAACAGAACGUCGUGAACAAUUGCACGUACUUGGCAAGUUUCAGUGGGUCACCUUCGCGGGAUGUAUCUGAGGGAUUUGUGCAAUCCCGUCGAAAGUUUCACCAUCCCCAAGAAGAAAACCAAUUCCGCACCCAGCACUUGUGAUCUAACAUCAUCCGCCAGACAAAACGGCGGUGUCUGUAUAGCUGCCAAACAGCCGAAUAACGUGAAUCGCGUCUUGUUUACUGCUUGCCGCAUAUUUCCGGCCCUUAUUUACUACAACUGAAACCCAAAACAAUCAACAAACGGUCCGGGUUGGUUUUGGAAAAGUCUGUCCAUUCUGUAUCGUAAACAUUAGCGCGCUGCUGCUGUGCGCCGGAUUGGUACACUUCGGGGCACAUCAAGACGAAACAAAAAAACAAACGUAACAAGUAGCAAGCGAAAUCUCAGUGUCAAUGGCACCGUGGCGAAAACAUUCCGUCGGCCGGGUGUCUCGGCCACAGUUCCAGUGGAUCGUCAUUUGUUUUGGGGUGUUGCUUAGCUUCGCUAAUAAUUCGAGCGGAUAUUUCUACAGCGAUAGUAGUGCGGAGGCGAGCAACGAUCGGUUCUGUUUCUGUCAGCUUCAAGGGACGAUCGAUGAUUGCAGCUGUAGUGUGGAUACGGUGGAUUAUUACAACAAUGUAAAAAUCUAUCCACGGCUGAAGAGUUUGCUGGUAAAAGACUUCUUUCGCUACUACAAGGUGCACCUGAACAAAGAUUGCCCGUUCUGGGUCGACGACAGCAAGUGUGCAAUGCGGUUUUGUCAUGUGGAACACUGCGAGGAGAAAGAUAUCCCACCGGGGCUGAAGGGUGACGCGUCGUCUUAUCAUAAGUACAUAAAAGAGGUGCAAACUUUGACGAACUGCAACGAAGACUUGGACGUAGAGCUGGGCUACCUCAACACAAGCAUCAGCGAUAAAGCGCACAAAGAGUUCCAGAGAUGGGCGGACUAUGACGAAGCGCAAGAUAAUUUCUGCAUUCUGGACGAUCACGAGCCCGGCGCAGAGUACGUGGAUCUAUUGCUGAACCCGGAACGCUACACUGGGUAUCGGGGUGAAUCAGCGCGACGCAUUUGGAGCAGCAUCUAUCUAGAAAACUGUUUCCAAGCACAUUCUGUCAAAAAGAAAAAUGCUUAUUCGGCCAUGAUUCCCUACCAAGAUAUGGCCCGCAACGAGGUGUGUCUGGAGCAUCGCGUGUUUUAUCGUAUGAUUUCCGGCCUGCACUCGAGCAUCAACAUUCAUCUCUGUGCCAACUAUCUGCUGUCGGAGAAGGGUUCACUUGGUUUCAUGGCACCUACCGGCGUAUGGGGCCCGAACAUGGAAGAGUUUGAACGUCGCUUUAGUCCCCACAUGACCGAUAACGAAGGAUCGCACUGGUUGAGAAACCUUUACUUCGCUUACCUGGUGGAACUGCGAGCAUUAGCCAAAGCGGCACCGUACUUAAGAAACGAAGAAUAUUUCACCGGUCUGGAGAAGGAUGAUCGUGAGGUAAAAACGGCGGUCAAGGAUCUGCUCACCGUUAUUGAAGGAUUCCCGUCACACUUCAACGAAACUGCCAUGUUCAGCGGUGGCACCUCGUCGAUCAAGAUAAAGCACGAGUUUCGGGAAAAGUUUAUGAACAUUUCCAAAAUUAUGGAUUGUGUCGGGUGCGAUAAGUGCCGGCUGUGGGGAAAGUUGCAGGUGCAAGGUAUGGGAACGGCACUGAAAAUUCUGUUCUCCGGCAAGUUUGACGACAAGAUAGAUGAAGGAUUCGAUACUAGGCUGAAGCAGCAGUCGCCAUCGUUGAGGUUGAAGCGCGGUGAAAUAGUGGCUCUGUUUAACGCAUUCGGAAGGCUUUCGACGAGCAUACACGAGCUGGAAGAGUUUCGACAACGAAUGCGAUGAGCGUGCGAGCGUAGAAACGUUUUAUCCCUGCAAAAGACUAAACCCGUACCCGGUGCAACAACCUUGUGAUGAAACUCGACUUGUAAUCCCAAAUCUGAUACAGUGAUUUCCGGUGGUUCGUUUUACGAUAAGGCUCUGGAACUGUACUUGUUAAAAUAGUUGGCAGCGUCAAUCGAUUGUUUAGUGUUUUUAAAGUGUGUGGUUUGUGUUUUUGUUUUUUUUUUUUGUAUAAUGAAAUUACCUGUACUCCACAACUAACGAGAGUACAGUAUGUGUACUGAUCUUGAAGAUCACAACUGAUAUUUACUGUGUAGCAGCAGUGUACUGCCGACAAAUCAUCGAACGAGAUUGUACAGUUGUUCUAGGUGUAUACAGUUGCACAGCAGUAGUAGCAUACGGUGCAACAUUACGGAAGAUCCGUACGUUUCCUACUAACUUAUACCACUAGUUUGAUGUGCGUGCCCCCCACGAUGGAUAUAUGUAAAUUAUAUCGGUCAAUAUAUACAAUCAUAUUUAUCAGUCUUGUAAAUAAAGGAGAGGAAAGCUAGCGCACUGGGGCUAACGAAUUAAA